UUGUUGCGCAGCGUUCGGACGGAACAGUCGAGAGAGCUCCGUCUUUAAUUUCCAGUACCCAGUGUCUUGGUUUGCUCCAGGUGACUCACGCGGAUUAAAACAACUCGAUCGAGGAGUGCGAAGGUCAUCUGCCCAUCCGGAAAUAAGUCCUACAAAUUGACAGACACGGAAGAAGCCCGGAAAAAAUUUAAAACAAAACGGGACUGUUAAACAGUGCGGAAGUUGACCUUUUAAUGAGGCGACGUGACGUGUGUUGGUCCAGCGGCAGCGAGGCGUCCGUGUAGAAUAACUGACGCGAUGGCGGUGCGGAAGAUGUUAACGAAUGCCGGACAACAAGCCGACUAGUUUGACCCAGUGAGUUUAUGUUGUCGUCCAUUUGUCCAAUGAGAGGGGGCCAAACGACGACGAGUCAAGGAUGGAAUGAACAAUGCCGACUCUGACGAUCCCGUUAUACCUCCGUCGAGUCGACGACGACAGGAAACCACCACCCACGCGACUCGGAGCGUGACUCUUCCGUCGAUUUCUUCUUCUUUGCUGCUGCUGACCGUCUUGUCUUGACGAUAGCUCCAGCCCGGCAGGAGGCGGCGGCAAUAAUAAUCCAGAUACUUUUUUCUUUCGGCAACUGUUUGUUGCACGCCAUCAACGUUUGUGUGUGUCUAUCGUGUGUGUGUUGCGGUUUUCGGACGCUUUUGGUUACUCGUUUGCAUUCGUCCGUGUCCCAUUGUGGCUCAUUUCCUGCACCCAAUCGACUUUCUACCACUUUUUGUUUAGCGGUUAUUAAGGUGAAAAUGCGUCACUUUUACAAGCACGUCUUAUCAGGAAUCGUUUUCUGGUUGCUCCUCUCACAGAGUUUGAGUCUGUUCAACAGUUCCAGUGCAGCAUCGACGUCCAGAACUUCUUCUUAUACUUCGGAGGUUGCCGAAACGGAAGAUGAAGCUGAACUGAGCAAAGAAAUGGCAGUGACUCCCAAAGAGGUGGAAGAAGCAGAUGAUAAGGAAGAUGAAGGAUCGGAAGGCAGGGAUUUCAGUGAACUGUUGAAGAUUGUCAAACGGGAAAUUAGUGACGGUGAAACCGGCCGUUCUUCGUCGGGCAUCUUCAACACGACACUCGCCUUUACCAUUCCGCUUUUCUCUUUCUCGCUGCCAGACAGAGCCACGGCCGGAAAGGACUACACCAAACAGGCCGCUUUGUCGCUCUUCGGUCUGGCCAUUGUCGGUGGUAUAGCCAUCAUGCCUUACGUCUGGGCCGCCCGCUCUCCUUUAGGGAAGAAGACUGUCGUCGAAUCCAGCAGAGCAAAAAAAGAUGAAAUCUCUUCAUCCAUUCUGCCCAUGAUAGCCAAUGUAGCCUCGUUGGCCGGGCUGGACGCCAAAACGUGCGUGCAGCGUUCAGUCUGCGAAACUUACCGAAAUCCGGAACGCUACGGCUACCUGGUGUUCCCCGUCCGCUACUUUAUGCUAUCCCCUCAAUCCCGGGAAGACGAUAAACCAUCCGAGUAUCAACGAGCAGCCGAGUUUGGGCGACAAGAAAAGGAAGAAUGUGAGCGGCGCUACCGGUGCGCUUUCAGUCUUAUCGGAGCGGCCAAUUUCCUCUUCAGCUACUUCUUACCACCCUCAACGGCCUGAAGAAACAACCGAGAUUGCGACUGAACUUUGCCCUGCACGAGCCCAGUCGCCACUGCAGCGGCAUCCUGUGAAUUGACUAUUUAAUAUUUAUUCAACUAUUAGACAUUGUUAUUUAUAUGCAAAAGUGCCGUGAAUUGCCCCUGUUUUGAAAUGACAAAGAUUUGCCAAAACUCUUUUCUUUAACCCAAUCCCAUACUUUGCACACCAUCUUUAAUUUAUGCUUAACCGCGACCGAUUAAUUAUUUUUUCCCUCUCCCCCCAAAAAUUGUGUAAUAAUUGGCGGAACGAACUAAGGACGUCCCGCAUAGGAUUGAUGCCGUGAGUGAUAAACCACUUGUGUACUGAG
Daphnia pulex (common water flea) is the source of this 1968-nucleotide messenger RNA. RefSeq lists its product as uncharacterized. Lineage: Eukaryota; Metazoa; Arthropoda; Branchiopoda; Diplostraca; Daphniidae. The record is from RefSeq and is a predicted model, not a curated record. The transcript is spliced from 4 exons. Bases 789 to 1622 code for a protein of 277 amino acids.